AGCAAUAAACAAUUUUAAACAACAAAGGCUCUCAAAACCUCCAUUGAUUCAAACUCUCUCAAAAGGAAUAGAGCUUGUGGUUGUGUGUUUCUUCUCUCCACUUAAACCAGGCUUUGCGAUCUCAAAAUCUUCUGUGCUUAAACGAGGAGAUAAAGAUAAAGCUUUCAACCGAUCACUUCGCCACUACCGCCACCGCCACGUCCGCCGUCGUUAUCGUUAGUUGUUUAUCGAAGGGCCAUGAACCGAGGAGCGUUGCAGAGCUCACCAGUGCAGCAGAUGAUGGCGGCCGGAAACCCUAACUGGUGGAACAUCAACACCACGCGCCCACCGCCGCCGUCGACCUAUCUACAACAACAGCAACAACCACCUUCUCCGACUGCUUUCUUCCCUCAUUUCACACCCACUUCUUCCUCCUCCUCCAACUCCUCCAAUUCGCUUCAUAUUCCUUAUUGGCAUGAGCAUGAUAACCAGGAGCUUCCUCACUCAUGGAGCCAACUACUCGUGGGUGGAUUAAUGGGUGAAGAACAGGCAUUACACCAUGUGAAGCAAGAAAACCCAGCAAGUGCAAGCAGCUAUGUGUAUGGACAUGCAAGUGAAGGCUUUCAUCAUCAUCAAAUAAUGGCUGCUGCUGCUUCAUCAUCCCCCAAGUCAUCUGUAACGGGUUUCAGCAGCCCUAACAUGCUGGAAUUUUCUGGGAAUAAAGCUGAUGCAAGCCAGUCAUUCCCAGAUCGAUCUUCUAAUUAUAAUAGCAGUGGAAGUGGUGGGACAAUGAAGAAAGCUAGGGUUCAGCCUUGUGCAACCCAUUCCAGCAUCAAGGUGAGGAAGGAGAAAUUAGGGGACAGAAUCACAGCACUUCACCAGCUUGUUUCUCCGUUUGGGAAGACUGACACAGCCUCUGUCUUGUUAGAAGCUAUUGGGUACAUCAGAUUCCUUCAGGGUCAGAUUGAGGCUCUCAGCUUACCCUACUUGAGCAACGGACAAGGAAAUAUAAGGCGGCGGCAGCAGCAGCCUGUUCAAGGGGAGAGAAACUGUAUAUUUCCUGAAGAUCCUGGACAGGAAAGUCAUGAGGAACCGAAGGACCUGAGGAGUAGAGGGCUGUGUUUGGUCCCGGUGUCAUGCACGCUUCAUGUAGGCAGCGACAACGGCGCCGAUUACUGGGCUCCGUCGUUCGGCGGUGGCCUCCAAUAGAAGGCUCGGGAAAAGGCAAAGCAAGAUUCAAAGAAAUGUAGGAGUAGAGGGACGACAAGUUUUUUUCAGUGGGAACGAUAUAACAUCAUGAGCAGUCACUCUGCAAGAAAAAAAGAGAUGAAAGGCUGAUUGCUCAUGAUGCUAUAAGAAUUGCCCCUUUCGUUUGAACUCUUUUGUAGAUGAUUUGUGUGUUGAAAUUAAGCCACUGGACCAGUGAUUUGGAUGAUUUAGGCUCUAAAUUAUCUAAAACACUUUUUUUUCUUUA
Messenger RNA from Hibiscus syriacus, 1453 nucleotides. Its product is annotated as transcription factor bHLH68-like. The transcript has 8 exons. Gene Ontology annotation, cellular component: nucleus. The record is from RefSeq and is a predicted model, not a curated record. Gene Ontology annotation, molecular function: DNA-binding transcription factor activity, RNA polymerase II-specific; protein dimerization activity; RNA polymerase II cis-regulatory region sequence-specific DNA binding. Lineage: Eukaryota; Viridiplantae; Streptophyta; Magnoliopsida; Malvales; Malvaceae. Bases 238 to 1188 code for a protein of 316 amino acids. Gene Ontology annotation, biological process: regulation of transcription by RNA polymerase II.